AUGCUACAUUGGGCAAUUGGCGCUGGCCAUCAAGCUAUCGUCGAGUUGAUAGUCAAAGCCCUGUUAGGUCCUUUAAACCGCUGGGACGACUCUACGGCGUUAGGCGAAGCCGUUGAGAAGGGGUACGAAGCCAUUCUCGAAUAUCUUUUACAGUUAGGGGCGAAGCCACCAAGCAGUUGCUUAGACGACCCGCUUAUCAUAGCAAAUGAUCAAACGGGUUCCUCGUUGUUACAACUCCUCAAACUUGGGAUUCGCCCGAAAUCCGAUGUCAUCUUGUGUCAUGUCGCUCGUAGAAACGAUAUUGUGUCUCUCCAGCUUUGGGUCGAUUUCGGUGUUGAGAUAGCUGAUGGAGUUCGUCCAGAUUAUCAAGACCUCCAGCUUGCUCUCAAGCUGAAGUUUUCGGAAGCCGUCGCUAUUCUGGAGCAUCUAUCUUAUAAGGAAGUUCCGGAGAAAAUGGCCUUCGAAAACUUUGUCCGACAACGAGAGGAGAAGCGGCUUGCGGAUCCUGAUUUCCAGCCGAUGGAAUGGGAGCCCUACGUUGGCCUCUGUAGUCCCUAUGCUGAGGAGCAUGGUCCUGAUCCCGAGGAGAUUGUUUGUUCAGGUAUUCACGACGACGAGAUACAUCUCGAUGAUGUUGACUUCAAUGUAUAUCUUGCUGAUGCUGGUUAUACUACGUAUUCUGAAAGAUAA
Penicillium samsonianum is the source of this 690-nucleotide messenger RNA. RefSeq lists its product as uncharacterized. The transcript has a single exon. The coding region runs from base 1 to 690 and encodes 229 amino acids. Lineage: Eukaryota; Fungi; Ascomycota; Eurotiomycetes; Eurotiales; Aspergillaceae. The record is from RefSeq and is a predicted model, not a curated record.